This is a messenger RNA of Eruca vesicaria subsp. sativa (arugula), 1658 nucleotides long. The record is from the annotation of a GenBank genome assembly. Lineage: Eukaryota; Viridiplantae; Streptophyta; Magnoliopsida; Brassicales; Brassicaceae.
GCAAACCGGCAAAACAAAAUUCAGACACAAAAUUGAUGAAAGUUUGCCCGCCAAACAAAAUUUCAGAUGACUUUCGUGCCUCCAAAUUUUAGUUUUGACUCCCAAAAAAACUCAAAAUCACAGACAAAGCGCGAGAAACUUUGAUUUCAACUCUAAAGUUUUUUUCAGGAAUGGCGCUUAUGCUCGUCCUUUUUCAUCCCCCUCUCACCUUCACUUCUUCCUCCCACCAAAUCUCGAUCUCGAUCCUUCUCUCUCUCUCUUGCAAUCUCUUCAAUCCCUUCCUAAUUCAUGACGAAUCAAGAGAUCUGCGUGAGGGUGACGAGAGCGGCGGCGAAGAGAAAGGCUAUGGCCACGGAGGAGGAACGUGUCACCAAGAAGAGAGUUGUCCUCGGUGAGCUUCCCAACGUGUCCAACGUCAAGAAUCUCAGCCGGAAGAGAGAGAUCGCCAGUCCCACAAACAGUAUCGGAGCGAAGCUAAGAAAGACAGCUCCGGUUGCUUUGGCUGCCGUAGAAUUUGGAUCUGACAUUGAUGCUCGAUCUGAUGAUCCUAAGAUGUGUGGUCCUUAUGUCUCCGACAUCUACGAGUAUCUCCGUGAGAUGGAGGUGAAGCCGAAGAACAGACCUUUACCUGAUUACAUCGAGAAGGUUCAGAAAGAUGUAACACCAACCAUGAGAGGAGUAUUGGUUGAUUGGUUAGUGGAAGUUGCUGAAGAGUACAAGCUCUUGUCUGAAACACUCUAUCUCACUGUCUCUUACAUCGAUCGAUUCUUGUCCUUAAAGACUGUCAACAAACAGAGGCUUCAGCUUCUGGGCGUUUCUGCAAUGCUUAUUGCUUCGAAGUAUGAAGAGAUAAGUCCUCCCAAAGUGGAUGACUUCUGUUACAUCACUGAUAAUACAUUCUCGAAACAAGAUGUGGUGAAGAUGGAGGCAGAUAUACUUCUUGCGCUUCAGUUUGAAAUGGGAAGGCCAACAAUCAAUUCUUUUAUAAGACGGUUCACAAGGGUUGCUCAAGAAGAUUUCAAAGUGCCACACUUACAGCUAGAGCCACUCUCUUGCUAUUUAUCAGAGUUGAGUAUAUUAGAUUACAGAGCUGUCAAGUUUGUGCCAUCUAUGUUGGCUGCUUCUGCUGUCUUUCUUGCUCGGUUCAUCAUCCGUCCAAAACAACAUCCUUGGAAUCAAAUGUUAGAAGAAUACACAAAGUACAAAGCAGCUGAUCUACAAAAAUGUGUUGGAGUCAUUCAUGACUUGUAUCUAAGCAGAAGAGGAGGUGCUUUACAAGCUAUAAGAGAUAAAUACAAGCACCACAAGUUCCAGUGUGUUGCGACCAUGCCUGUAUCACCAGAGCUGCCAGUUACCUUUUGGGAGGAUGUUACCAUUUGAUCUGAAAUCAAAUUUUCUUUUGGCUGAGGUUUUGUUAUCUUAGGCAAAUCUUACUGAGUUCAGUUUCGUGAAACAUCUCUCUAAACCGACUUGUUAGUCAAAUAGUAUACAUAUUCUAUGGCUGAAGCUGGUGUAGUAAGACACUCUUGAAGUGAAGGCAGUAGCAAAAUAAUUUAUGUAUGUGCGUAAUGUGAUUUGUCAUUCAAGUAUCGUUUUGUAUACAAGAUUAGUAUGUACCCCUGGAAGUUGGAAUAAUACAAUAAUAUGAUUUAAGUUGG